Molecule: messenger RNA, 3279 nt
Organism: Symbiodinium sp. CCMP2592
Lineage: Eukaryota; Dinophyceae; Suessiales; Symbiodiniaceae
Source: the annotation of a GenBank genome assembly
AUGGCUGCGUCGGAGUACUCUGCCUUGGACGCUGUCCUUUUCAACCAUCCGUUGGCACGUGUCAUUCUGUUGUUGGUCGGCAUCGCUCCAGACGAUGGCAUGCAGGCUCGUUUCGAUAGUUAUCUCGCGGAUGGCUACUGCGUCGUGGUGUUUCCAUUGCGCAUGGACCUCAUCAUGACUUUGGUCUAUCGUGCUGCCGCACCGAUGGAUGAGCUCGGGUUCCCCGACGAGCAGCUUCAGGACUCGUUGGGUCGUGUCGGCGUCGAGCCAAACGGCCUCGUCUUCACGGUAAACUCGGGCGUUUUGGCCUUGCAGGUUUUGUUUGGUGGCGUCAGCCUCAGCAUGGACAUAAUUCUGCUGAACCCCUUUGACUCCUGGCUUCCUGGAUCGUUGAGCCUUGCCCAGACUGCGGUCUUUUUGGAGCGACCCCUGGAGCCAGAUGGCCCGUUGCCCUCCCAGGUCCUCGAGGAGGAGGACUUCGAGAAGUCUUGGACGCCCAGGUCGCACACGGACAGAGGAGACGGCAUAACGACGGUUUGCGCUUCGCACGUCGCACCACGUUCCCUUCCACAAGGUUGUGGCAUUGGCAAGCAGCUCCUUCGGGAGUCUGUUGCGAUGUUUGUCCGCCAGCGAUCUGUCGCCGAAAUGGACACGAUCUUGACUCGACUGUACAAGGCCUACGUGAGAUCUCGGCGCCCAGUGCUGUCGGAAAGCUGCGAGGUAGUGCUUCUACCGUCGUGGUCCAUGGCAGAGCCACACUUUCCGGAUGGGUUUCGCUACUACGGGCGCCGGGGCUUGGAGGACGAGCUGGAUGACCGGCCACACCAUCACAGCCAGCUCUACUCUUCCCGCGCCCACAAGGAGCGAGCAGACUGGUCGCUGAUCCGGUCCCUGAAGCUGUUCUUGCCAAUGGAUUAUGGGCCUCCAUCGGCGCGAAAUGUGCUGCCUCGCAGCGUCGUAGAUCUGACUCGACGUAUGCUGUCCCUGCACCUCGGCCCCUUCGCUGGUGGGCCAAUGCAGUUCGGAGUGCCUCCCAACUUGGAAGCCACACAGGGGAGGCGCUUGCGGAGUCCCGUGGAUUCACUGGAUGCCCUGCAGAACUCUAUGAUGGAGAGCUUUGAUGCCGGACAGCCAAAAGCAUUGCCGAGGGAGGCUGCACUUCCCGGUGAUGUCGGGGGCUACCGCACUUUCCGGGAUGUGCGAGUCGUAGGUCUCAGCACGUGCCAUGGCACGCAAGGGGAAGGAGGCCACCAGGUGCAGCUGAUGAUCGGAUCCGGGGGCACUCCUCCCAAGUUGCGGUUCUUUUGUCGCCCCGGUGCCCGCGUAGAGGGCUCCCAGAAGACGGGGGGCUACGAUACGCCAGACCAAGUUCGUGCCUUCCGCCUUUGUCGGCAGGCGCUGUCGGUGGACCAGCGCGCCUUCCGGUUCCGCGGGCUCCCGGCACAGCUGAAUGCGGCGAUCUCAGUGCUGGCCUUCGAGCCUCUUCCUGGGCAAUCCCCUGGGCAGAGAGAUUCCCGAUUGACAGAGGCCGAGUUGUUAGAACACUUUGACGAAAUGGUCUUGACAUUGGAGGAGCAAUGCCAGGCAAAGAUGCCUGCAACCAAAACGAUUCGAAUGCAAGCCUUGCUGGAUGAUGUCCAGGAUCACAUCACAGUAGUGGCUCAUUCGGCCUCACGCUGUGACUUACUGGACCGCCUGGGAGCAUCUUUUCGGAGCAUGUACGAGCACCUUCCUGUGCUGGUGACGUGCGAGUGUGCAGAGGGGAUCGACUGCCAAGCGCUCAAGGAGCGUCCACACCCCAGCGUCUCACGCAUGUCUGUCAUUGACGUCCCAUACGACUUCGGUCUAUCCCGUGGGAAGAAGCUGCUGGUGCACCGAGUACAGACAGAGUUCCUCCUCGUUCUCGACGACGACUUCGUGCGGUCGCCUUUGUCUUGUCUGGAAUGCAUGCUGUGGCACAUGAGGAGCCAGCUUCACUCUCUGACCCUUCCCUUUGACCUCUUGGGGUUUCCGAUUUUGGAGGACGAGCGCAACUUCGGGGCCUUCCGCGGACAGCUGCGUGCCACGUCGAAUCGCCUCUACCUAGAUCCGAUGACGGCUGCUGGUGCUCCAGACGGCUGCACGCGUGUGGGAAUCCACCCCAUGGCCUUCCUGGGAAGGGUGGCACGGCUCCGCGGCUUCAAGUUCCAGGACAACCUGAGGGUCGGGGAGCACGAACAGUUCUUCUACUCCAACAGCUACCUCGGGCUGCAGGCGGCUGUUUGCUUCGAUUCCACAUUCCCGCACUUCCGCGUGAAGAUGAAGGGAGAGUACAAACAGAGGAGGGAUCGCAUGCAAGAGCUCAUGACGAAGGAGUUCACAAAAGUCGGCUUUCCCAGCAUGAUGUAUCUGCUCCAGAAGUACGACAUGCUAAGUGCGACGGACCACAACGAAUUCAUAUCGAAGGAUGUGCCGCCCUGGCAGAUUUCUGACGACACCUGCGGGCCACAGCCGGACCCCCCGGUAGAGUUUGGUAUGUUCUUCGCUGCGGUCUUUUCUUCGGCUACGGAUACGGGCACGCAGUUCCGGCGGCUCCUGCGUGGCGAGGAGGAGCAAGCCACACAGAUCGCUUGGCUGCCCCGGCUUGCCGAGCUUGCGGCCAUCAACUGGGCUUUCUUCCUGGACGAGGCUGCGGCCGAGAUGCCCUCUGUGGUCAAGGAGGAGGCCGAGUUCGGCGACAUUGUCUAUAUGCCUUCUGCCGGACAGCCGAUGACAGCCGAACCCUCUUCAGAACAACUUCGGUGGACUUUCGCCUUCCUGCAGCGAUUUCAGUUCCGGUGGCUCGUCGUGGUCCAGGAGGAUGCUUUCGUCAAUGUCGCGGUGCUGUUGGGCAAGGUUUCCGAGAUUGAGCAGGCGUCAGGCAAUGCGGCCGCUCGGACGGUGAUUGGCCACUGGCAAAGCCACUGGCAGCAGCCGGGGCUCAGCCCGGUGUUCUUCGCCCUUACCCAGGAUGUCUUCCACCUGCUGGCCUCCAAGCGCAUGGUCAAGCGUUUGAGGACAGAGUUGGAGGGGGGGCCCGGUGCUGCGGUGAGUGCUUGGCUGGAGCCCCUGGCGCUGCACCGAGAGUCGAUGCCUGGGGUCUACACAGGACGCCGCUUGCCCAACGACUGCCCCCUGGAUGCGACGGUGCUCCAUCCAAUCGGCCCGGCGGACUUUCUGGUGCUCUCCGAGGCAUCACUGCAAGGUCCACCCUGUGAGGUGCUGGCGCACAUGCAGCGACAAGGUGUCACCCCACGUUGA